CGAAACAAAGACAACGCGACACUUUGACACAGCACUCCACCAACGAAUCGACCUCAACGCAUUCACUCGUCCACAGAGUAAACCCAGGAGUUAUCAAGACGUAUCUCACCACCAUCAUAAUUCACCAGACCACGCAGUCGGGAUGGCAGCAAACGACCUUCCCCUGAACCUUAUCCUUAGACGUUCUGUCACAGAGGGCUUUUUGAAGGAGGACGACCCAGAACUCGCAUUGCACCAAUCCCUAUCAAACGACUCUUCGCGGCUGGAAGAUGAAGAAAACUCCGCGCCACUAGACACCACCAGCAGUUCACGCCUACCGCUUUCACAAGACCCGACCAUUUACUACCAUAAGAUCGGACUCUCCUCGACUAGGAGACGUUCCAAGUCCAGUCGAUCUCAGUCUCUUAAUACGAUCAACACCCGCCGAACUUCACAGAACUAUGGAGACUCUGCAGAGAUCUAUCGCACGCCGGUCUCCGGAUAUGGUCUGAACGACUGCUCGACCUCAGAGGACGAUGAUUACUCGGACGAUACUUCUGACAGUGAAGAGGAGGCUUAUCCAGUUGCACCGCAUCGUUUUGCAGAUCAGAGAAAGAAACUAGGUGGAGUCAGCAGCACGGCAGAUUCAGCUCACUAUGUUGCUCUAAUCACUGGACGUAUGGAUCCAUGGGAGAUUCAGAUGCAAAAGCUACAAGAGGAGGGCAAGGAUCUUGCCCCUCAGAUUGCGGAUAAAAUUACAAAGGAUUUCAAGACUCUGGAAAAGCCAUCAAGCGCCUCAGCAAUUACAUGGGCUCGCGACAACGAGGAUAUCAUACAGCGGAUAAAGUCCAUGUCUUUGGAAACAGAGGCUAUCAAGGAAAGGCGAAAAAAGGAGAUCGACACCAAGAACCAGAACUUGGCAAAGGAAAUCGAGGCAUGUAUUCAGCGCGUUACGGACGAAAGGGAGGCCGCACUUCGCAUUCGGGAAGAGGCACUCAAGCAGGCCCAAUUAGAGAAGGAAAGGAUCGCAAAGGAGCAGGAGGAGAAGGCAAAGGCUGCAGCGGCCCAAAAGGAUGCCCAGGAGAAGAGGACGGCCGAAGCAGCAGCGGCGGCGGCGGAAAAGGCCAAGAAGGCAGCAGCGGCAGCAGCCGAGAAGGCUUCGACUAACACGAGCGCCAUAUUUAUCAGCGAAGCCGCCGAUGUAGAAUACAAGCAGUACUUGUCAGUUUUGGAACACAUCCGCACGGUUGUCUUGCCCGCAGUGUCUGGAAACCCUACUCUCAAGAAAUACUGCUACCAAGCCAGACGUGAUAUUGUGGCAGCCAUUGGACAACUUAUCAACAAGCAGAGUGAGAUUUUUCGAGUGGCUACUGAGAUCGACAAGAUCUUCAAGACGACACAGAGUCAGAAUGUAGUAGCCUACAACUGGGUGCUGAAUUGCACUGCGAAGAAGCUGGUGAAACAAGCCGAAACUGAGGCAUUGGUGAAGUCGGCCCCCGCUUUUCCACUAGCUCAUGUCGCUGUCCUUCUGAUCUCCAAUCAUGCACGGUUCCUAGACGUCUUGAUGGCUCGGUUCGCAAAAAAGUGUCCUUAUGUCACACCGAUGUACAUCGCAAAGGAUCCAACCGACAGCGCCGAUCAGUUUCUCGAAAAACUAGCAUAUAAAAAGACGGAUAAAGGGUACGAGACAGAGUCCCAGUACAAUGCUCGGCAAUGCGCUAUGUUCACGUUGUAUUGCGCCGUAAUGCAGACUACUCCGCCCGUCGGCAAUAACAUGUACCCAAUGUCGCACGGCUGGACGUGGAUGGCGAGAAUUUUAAACAUGCCACCAAGACCCAUCACUCCGGCACUUAUCACUGUUUUUCUUGAAGUUUGUGGUAGUGUUUAUCUCAGGAUGUACCAGAACCAGGCCACCAAAGUCAUUAAGCUACUUUACAACGACUUUAUACCCCUCAUCCCCCGCCAAGGUAUCGACGGCACCACACGACUUAAAACUUUGUUGGAAGAAGAGUUUAUCAAAAAGGGGCAGAUUCCUGUAGCGCCGGGUAGAAAUUACGACAAUUAGAUGUUAAUAACAUUGCAAUAAAGAUGGCGUAUACAGUGU
Gamsiella multidivaricata is the source of this 2083-nucleotide messenger RNA. RefSeq names its product GLE1-like protein-domain-containing protein. Gene Ontology annotation, cellular component: nuclear pore cytoplasmic filaments; nuclear pore; cytoplasm. Bases 143 to 2044 code for a protein of 633 amino acids. Gene Ontology annotation, biological process: regulation of translational termination; poly(A)+ mRNA export from nucleus; regulation of translational initiation. Gene Ontology annotation, molecular function: inositol hexakisphosphate binding; translation initiation factor binding; phospholipid binding. NCBI's taxonomy places the organism in Eukaryota, Fungi, Mortierellomycota, Mortierellomycetes, Mortierellales, Mortierellaceae. The record is from RefSeq and is a predicted model, not a curated record. The transcript has 8 exons.